This is a messenger RNA of Formica exsecta, 3768 nucleotides long. RefSeq lists its product as uncharacterized. Bases 827 to 2332 code for a protein of 501 amino acids. The transcript is spliced from 9 exons. Gene Ontology annotation, cellular component: membrane. Gene Ontology annotation, molecular function: peptide binding; G protein-coupled receptor activity. Gene Ontology annotation, biological process: G protein-coupled receptor signaling pathway. The record is from RefSeq and is a predicted model, not a curated record. Lineage: Eukaryota; Metazoa; Arthropoda; Insecta; Hymenoptera; Formicidae.
AGUAGCGGGGGAGGGUCGUGGCUUCGAAUCAGGGGCUGCUUUCAGAGAAGCACGCAGUGCUCUCUCGUCUCGCGAGCCGGGAGAACGAGAGAGAGAACGUGCGUAUCGAGCCGCGAAAAGAGGGUAAUCCUCGCGUGUCCUCUUCCUAGGUGUUCUCACUCUCGCAUACCCCUCGUUCCCGCCAAAAACGCACGAGACAAAAGGAGAAAAUCGUGAAAAUCGCCGAUCGACACCUUGUACCCUUCUCCCUCUCCCUCUUCAUCCCUCUUCGCCGCACCCUUGCCUCUUUGUCCUUUGCUGUUCACCCCUUUAAAAUCUGGACGAGGCACUCGGGGAUGAGACGACAGCUGAUUAACGCGUUGGGAUUUAAGACCAGGUGGAAGAUCAAGGGCUAACACUCGUCGAGAUUGACAACGUGACCUUUGAGAUUGCAUUUUCUACUGGUACAUUUAGACGAUUCGUCACGUCUUCCUGAAAGAAGCGACGCGCACGGCAAGCAAAAAUCGCCAUCGUAGUUUAACAAGACAUCAAUGAUUAACGAGACGAUAUCGAUGACCGGAAAACGUGAUAUCCGACACAGAGACGCGUCCUUAACAGCGACAGCGGGUGGAAAGGAUGAUGCAUCUCUCGCGCGAAAGAACGACGGAUCAAGAAAGAGCAUUUUGUGCGUCAUCGAGUGCCGCCUGGGGUCAUCAUCGGCGGGCCAAUUAGACAUAAAAGUGUUCGGUGAAGAGUAAGAACGAGCCGAAAAGGGAGAAAGAGGAAGCUGCUGUAAGGGAGGCGAAGAAAAUCGACGGGCAAGAAGAAAGCAGAAGAGACGAGAGAAAUGGCCGCCGGUUCAGCGGUAGCGAUGAUCGGAGCUAAUCUGAGGUUCGGCAUCGGCGCUUCCGGGAAUGUCACGUCCAACGCCACAAAGGUGUUCCAGUGUCAUCCCGGUGGUGUGACCGAGGCCACCGUCAUAUUUAGCCUCGGUGCAUUGGGGAUGGGGGCGAAUAUCAUCCUCAUGGCGCUAAUACUGGCGAAGCGACAGCUGCGCAGGUGGUCCCAGGGAUUGUUAUUCCACCAAGCCAUGGUAGACUGCGCGAGGGCCGCUAUAUUGUUGCCUCUUGGCUCCAGUAUAUUGAAUUGUCAGCCCGUUAACAAGUGUUCCCUGGUCGAGACUGCUUUUCUGCUACUGGUGACCGUUUCCACGGUAAAUAUGCUAACAACCGUGUUAAACGACAGCCCGGUAUUUCCAGAGAGCGACGAGGAGGCAGAUCUGACCGCGCCUCUACUGAUGGACUCGCCCCAGUGCGUGCUCUUUGGCACUUUCAUGAUCUGGUUCGCCAGCAUAACGAUAAACCUGGGACCUACGUUUCUCAGCGGGGCCUUAGCGGCCAACACAGAGAGCGGGCACAAUGCGCCUAGUUGCCCGUUGAUACAUGGUCCUUUCCGUCAUUAUAUACUCAACGUACUCUGGAUUGUCAUCAACAUCAUUUGCGUGGCGCUCACGCUCUUUCAUUUGAGAAAAUUACACAGGGAUCUGACAAAAGCUAAUGUCGAAGCGGUACGAGUAGCUGGUCUCGUCACAACGCUCGUUAAUGUGACAGGCGGACAUCAGGGUGCAACCAACGCGCUUGCAACCGAAGAUGGUGUAGUUAACACGAGAAACGGUACAACGCCGAAAAGGACAGGCGCCGUCGAAGAGCAUCGAAAAAUGAGGAAUUACCUCAGAAGGAUGGAACGCGAAGGCGUGCAAAGAGUGAAAAUGUUCCUGGUCAUAACGGCAGCGUACGUCAUAUUUUGGGGACCAUUGUUUUUCGUUACCUUGGUGCACCAUCCUAUUAUAGGCAAUCCUACAGGCUACGAGGUGACUUUGCACAUUGCGUAUGUCCAUGCCUUUGUAAACCCGGCUCUGUUCCUCGCCCUACAUCGGGGAUUGCGGCAGGGCAUGUCGGACGUGUGUUGCGGCUGCUGCGAAAGUAUAGCCCGAUGGAUCCUCGGAUCCGCCGCUACUAGUCCGAUACAAAAUGUCACGUUACCCCGAUACGAGGCGCCGAUGAAUCUACCCUCGCCGCCGGAUCCACCCCUGGCGGCGUCGGUUGCGCCGUCAGGAUGCAAUCUUACCGAUGUGGCGCUCCUAAAACCACCCCUGCCACCGACUGCCAAACACUUACUGGUGGACAACUCUAUCGUGGUACCCGACCCCUGGAGUUUGACUUCAAGACCGAAAAGCACCUCCAGCCUUUACGAAGAGGAACUGUCCAGGAGACCGAGCCUCCUGCUGCCCCCACCUACAGAAUUGAACGAUCUCCAAAUGAGUCCGACAAGUAGUGACUUGCCCAGCGAAUGAACAAGCAAACUAAUUAUAAAAAAAAAAUUAACAACGCACCAGGAAACGUGACGACGUUAAUUGGCUACAAUGUAAAAAAAAAAGAAAAAAUAAUCGCAAAAUGAUAAAAAUAAAUUUUUCGGGAAGAAACCUUCCUUUAAGAUCCUCUCCUAGAACAUUAUAUAUUCUAAUCAGAUAUUUAUAUUGUCGAUAAAGCCGAAAUCAAAUGAAUCGUUUACUAUAAAUAUUGCGUCAUCUAACUAUUUUUUAACCAAGAGAAUUAAUAUAUUACAUGUAUGUAUCAGCGAAGACAUCACAAAUAUUUGCAUUUACGCGAUUGCUCUUGAAAACAUCUGUAAAGCUUUUUAUUUUUAGUUUUUAACAGUAAUAUCAAUAGAGCCAAUUACAUUGGAACUUCAUUGUAAAUUUAAUUUAAUUCAAAUCAAAUCGUAAAUUAGGUUGCAACGAAUAAAAUGAUUUUCUGUGAUGUCAAAGAGCGAGACAUCAUGCAGUAUAAGAUUAAUCAUAAGGAUAAUGCAUCCUGAAUUUAAAAAAUAAUUGAAGACUUGAUGUAUAUGUUUAUUUGUACUUUUAUGAGAUGCACGCAUAUUAGACUUAAAAAUAUCGACAGACUGAUUUUUUUCACAAAAUUCGUAUUUACGUCCAUGUCAAUUUAUACAAUUCUCACGUCCAAAAUUGUCAGUCGAAAUAAUUACUAAAUAUGCUUUAUAAUUACUAAAUAUUACUUUUAUACCUGAGAAAUAGCAUUGCCGUGUUUCAAAAAUGCAUACUAUUCCAUUUUUCGCAAAUUUGUGGCUAGAAUCACUUUCAAAAAUUUUUAUCGAAACAAUGUAAUUUUUAUCGCUCUCUCGGGAUGUCCCAGAAAUAAUCAUAAAAUUUUAGAUGAUAAGCAAUAUUACAGCAAGUAAUAUUACUAUAAUUAUUAAUUAGUUGAAAAUUAGAUAAUGGAAAAUAAAACUUUAAUAAUACAAUUGGCAGUAAAAAUCAAAUUUUACACCAAUUUAAUACACACUUUGGGACAUCUUGUAUACUAAACAAUGAAAGUCUUUACUUGUUAUUAUAAACCGUUCAUCAAUUCCGUAUAUAAUUUAAAAUAAAAGUUGGAAUAUAAUUAUUUUUUAUUGUGCGCAUGUUGUCACAAAAUCAACUAAGUAAGAAAAAAAAUACGAUAGAGAUCGCAAAGAAAAAAAUUUAAUCAACUGGGCAUCAUCUGAAUAUAUCUGUGAUUGCUUAUGAACGUCCUAGUCUUCGUCCUAUAUAAUGUCACUAAUAGAUGUAUGUAUAUAAAAAAGAUAUAUAUGUAUAUUAUGUUUAUAGAUAGAAAUCACGCGAUAUGUAUGAUAACUUAAAAAUGUUAAAUAAUUGUGUAUAAUUUAUAAUCUGCUUUUUCAGCUAUAUUUUCUGUAAAAAAAAAAAAAAAAAAAAAAAUGGAAAGA